UACGCUAUAAAAUGUUUUUAACGCCUUUACUGCUUUGUAAAAACACAGAUUAUUGUUCUCCCUACUUAAUAAGGCAUCGGUAGAGCUGGAUUACAACCAUUUCUUGGCCGUCUUUGUAUUGGUUUUCGUUUUUUCCUCUGCAUUAAUCGGUGGUUCGGAGCCGUUUUUUCUUUGUUAAAUUCCGUUCACAUUUUGAGCAAAGCCCACGAAUUUCAUAGAUGGCUUAACUCCCCGAAAUGAUAAGGAUUCUCUAGUAGACCAAAACUUUUCUUGGUUGGCCUUGAUAAUCCAAACAUUUCAUUUGGGUACCUCUGGAAUUGAUUGGCUCUGGGGAAAAAUCAGUGCAAACCCUGAAAAGAGUCUUGGAGAAUUGAUACAAAUUCAACUUGGGUAUGUGAAUAGAAACCUAUUUAGAGAUUUGUGUGCAUUGGGCUUUGUGGGUGGCAUGAGGCUCGAAGGUGAAACGGUGAUGGUGACUUCUAGGGUUCCUGUUGUGGGGGAUUGGGGGAGAAGUAUCAAGAAAGAAUCCGUGCAGGAAGUGCUGUUGAGGAGAGAAGACGACUGGGAGAGUGCUUCUGAUAGGGAACAGAGGAUGUUGCAAAUGUGCCCCUCCUCAAAAACUAGUUCCAAUCAUUUGGUUGGUGCUCAGCAGAAGUUGGUUGUAGGGUAUGCCCUCACAUCUAAGAAGGUUAAGAGCUUUUUGCAGCCCAAACUCGAAGGACUGGCUAGGAAAAAAGGCAUUACAUUUGUUGCAAUAGACCGGAACAAACCUUUAGAUGAGCAAGGGCCAUUCGAUGUUGUCUUGCACAAGCUGUCAGGAAAGGAUUGGCGACAGAUUCUGGAGGAUUAUAGGAAGGAGCAUCCAGAAGUAAUAGUUCUUGAUCCUCCAGAUGCAAUACAGCAUUUGUAUAAUCGUCAGUCAAUGCUCCAAGAUGUUGCUGCUUUAGACCUGUGUGAUCAUGAAGGUAAAGUCGGUGUUCCAAAGCAACUGGUUAUAACUGGUGAUCCAGCAUCAAUUCCUAACGCUGUUUCCAAAGCAGGGCUAAAGUUGCCGCUGGUGGCCAAGCCAUUAAUGGUAGAUGGUACUGCAAAGUCACAUGCGUUGUCACUAGCAUAUGAUCAAUUCAGUCUCUCAGAGUUAGACCCUCCUCUUGUGCUCCAGGAGUUUGUGAAUCAUGGUGGCGUGCUUUUCAAGGUAUACAUUGUAGGGGACACUAUUAAAGUAGUGCGCAGAUUCUCUUUACCUGAUGUGGAUGUAAGUGAAUCUUCGGGCUAUGGAGUGAUUCCAUUUCCAAGGGUGUCAAGUGCUGCUGCGUCAGCUGAUGAUGCAGAUUUAGAUCCAUGUAUUGCAGAGUUGCCUCCAGUCUCUUUGCUCAAUAAACUUGCAACUGAACUCCGGCAAAGACUUGGACUUCGACUCUUCAAUCUUGACAUUAUACGUGAGCAUGGAACAAAAGACAACUAUUAUGUUAUUGAUAUCAAUUAUUUUCCUGGCUAUGGAAAAAUGCCUGGAUACGAGUUUAUUUUCACAGAUUUUCUCUUAAGCCUUACACGAGGCAAGCAACACAAACUUCCUGGAGCUGCUAUUUGCUCUGUGGACAGUAUCAACUGCUGAUAGGUUGACCAAGAAUUCAAAUUUCAUGUCUUCCCUCUUGUUUUGGGUUGCUAAUAUCAGGCUCAUGUAUAGGAAUUUCACAGAUUCUUCCAGUAUGACAGAGAUACAGCAUUGACUCAAUUUCUGGAUGAUAUAUUUUUUCCAGAUAUCAUCACUUUGCAUGGCCCAAUGCAUUCAUCAGGUAUCUUACUUUGCUAAAGGGUUCAUGCCUAUUGUAUUUUGAGUGCAAAGCUUUUUUCUUGCAGAGGUCAUCUCUGUCUCUGCUUAAAUCAGAAUUUAGGAUGGGUGGAGGCAGGUUCUCUCAGGCAAUCCAGAGUCAUAAGCGAAGGGAAGUGUAACUACAAUUCAAGAUUCUUAACAAGAUAUUUUUCCUUUCGAGGUUAAAUUUUCAGAAGAAAAAUAUAGCCUUGCUCUCCAAUUGUAAAUGAACUACAUUUGGUUGAAUAUUUACAGUUCUAUUCUCUGCGUUCCUGACGUGAUGAUUUGUUAGAUUUCUGGGUUUGCACCAUCUAGCCGCCAUUUUUUGUUGCACGAUUUUAAUUUGAUUCGUGUCAUGUUUAUUCUUAAUUCACCUACACUAAUUUGAAAAUGCUAAAACCUCGGAAAUAUAGAAUGCCAAACCUCUGAAUCAAGUUUUCUUUUGCAGCCUUUGCAGUUGGCCUUCACUUGGUCAUGGAUUGUCCGUCAAGGCAAAAUCACUGUUUCUAUGUAUACAGACAUUCUCAUUUGUGUGGCCUGCACCCUUAGCUGGCAAGCAAAGAUGGAUUUAUUUUGCAUAAUAAUUCUAUUAAUUAUUUUGCAUCGAGAAGGUUAUUUGUUUUAUACUGUGUAGUAUGUUGCAUUCUGGUAAUCUUCUUGGUGCUGAAGUUCUUGUACAUAUUUGUAAUCACAUUAUUGAUUAUUCACAUUGUUCCAGAUUUGUUCUAUUGAUUAUUAUGAAAUCAUGUUAUUCUUAUA
Cryptomeria japonica (Japanese cedar) is the source of this 2572-nucleotide messenger RNA. Its product is annotated as inositol-tetrakisphosphate 1-kinase 4. The coding region runs from base 446 to 1615 and encodes 389 amino acids. The transcript has 10 exons. The record is from RefSeq and is a predicted model, not a curated record. Gene Ontology annotation, cellular component: cytoplasm. Gene Ontology annotation, molecular function: ATP binding; inositol-1,3,4-trisphosphate 5-kinase activity; inositol-1,3,4-trisphosphate 6-kinase activity. Lineage: Eukaryota; Viridiplantae; Streptophyta; Pinopsida; Cupressales; Cupressaceae. Gene Ontology annotation, biological process: inositol trisphosphate metabolic process.